This is a messenger RNA of Notothenia coriiceps (black rockcod), 2523 nucleotides long. RefSeq lists its product as uncharacterized. Gene Ontology annotation, biological process: regulation of transcription by RNA polymerase II. The transcript is spliced from 4 exons. Gene Ontology annotation, cellular component: nucleus. Lineage: Eukaryota; Metazoa; Chordata; Actinopteri; Perciformes; Nototheniidae. The coding region runs from base 229 to 2397 and encodes 722 amino acids. The record is from RefSeq and is a predicted model, not a curated record.
CCCAUGUCAUGUGAUUCAUAAUUAUUACCCUCUGUUGCAAUCUUUAAAAAUUACUUUAAAUGAUGUCAACUCCCAAUUUGUACUUUUUAAUGUGUACUAUGUUUGCAGCCCAUCUUCACCAGGACUGUCAGAAGAGGUUGUAUGUAUCCCAAUGGGGCCUUUCUGGUUAAAGUAGUCGGAAUAAAAAUAAGUGAAUCCCUCUAAUUGAAAUGUCUAUGUGUUGCAGUGAUGGAGGUGUCCCCUCAGGACCCGUCUCUCAUGGCUAUGGACCUGUCAAAGGGCUUCUCGGUCCACCCCCUGAACCGCGGCCACACUGAAGCCAUGGACCUGGGGAAGAAGCCUGAGUGGUACCACCGACGGCUGCCGAGCUGCAGCCCCGAGAUCAGCUCCCCGUACAGAUCCAGAGCCUCGUCCUCCUACAACUCUCAGCCCGGUCUCCACUGCAGAAAUAUGGAGCAGAGCCCCGAGGCGUUGAGUAACUAUAUGAACUCAACACUAGCUCCUGGGCUGUACCCUAACGGCAACCUGUGGCAUGCAGGUUUCUCAGUUCCUGAAAGCAGCGGCGGAGAGGAGAGCGACAGCGGCUCUGAUGUUAUUUUCCUCGUUUCGUCCACUAAGGAGCCGCUCUUAUGCAGCUCGUUCCUCCAGGACAGCAUGAGGCACAUCGUGGAGCCUCUGUCCCCGGAGGUGUCCUCGCUGGAAGAAGAGCGAGGCUGCUAUCACCUACCUCAGCCUCUGAGCUCGCCCAGUCCCGACAGCUCGGACUCAGAGGAGUCCUCAGACAGCUCCGUGGACAUCCCGAUACAUCACGCCCGGCCUGUCGUGCUUCUGUCAGACCUGAACACUGUGUACACACACCCUGCUGAAUCCCUGGUAGAUAUUUCAAGCGACGACAGUGACAUCAUUGAAGUUUCUGUCACUAGCAAAAACAAGAAAACCGUUUCUUGUAAGAAAAGUCUAGCGAGAGAAACUCCUCCUCAGAGUGAGGAUGAAAAAGUUCAGCCUAGAAGAAUCCGACGCAGCACUAGAAUCAGGAAAUCUGUGUCUGAAAUAUUUCAAAACGUCUGCAGCGAGUCGCCACGCAGCUUGUCCAGGUACAGUUUGAGGAGGCAAGCUAAAAAUAACGUGGUGGGCAUUUAUAACGAAAGCUGUGACUUUGACGACAUGAUGGAGUACGAGGCAAGGUUUACCAGCUCGGACACAGAGGAGUCGGCCUUGCAAGAACAUGUGUCCCAAAGAGUGAGCAGCAGCUCAGAGGAGUCUGAUGCGGCCUCUCAGAAAGACAGGAAGUCACCGCAGAGGGAGCAGCAGCCUCGUUGCAAAGCCAUCAAUUGUAAACGAAAGAAGCCUCCCGCCAUUUGUAAAACAAAAAAAACAAGAACUAAACAGACACAAAAAAGCACAAGUGCUACAGAGCAGCAUGAAAGUAAAAAAAUAAAACAAACAGUGGCACGACAGAAGAAAAAAGUGCGCUCGCGGCCAACUGGACCUUGUUCUCUGUUUUCUCCUAGAGAGCCAGAAAUAAAGCUCAAAUAUGCAAACUUAAAAGAGAAAAAACUGAAAAAGACAUCGGGGAAUUUUUGCCCCUUUGUUCACGUGCAGAAGAGGGCGUGCACUGUUGUUAACUAUCCAGAAGAGGAGGCGACGGUGAGGAGGGGGCAGCAGCAGAAAGCCUCCUCUCUGUCCGGGUUUGUUCCCCACACUUCCUGUUUCCAGCUGGGGCGCUCUGGCUCAGAGAGCGGGGGUGAGGUAGCUCUACUUUGCUGCCUGUGCGGUCAGACGGCCAACGCCACGGGCCUGGGGGACCUCCACGGCCCGUAUCACCCCACCGGCCCCUCUCUGCUGUGCAAGACUGAGCAGAAAGAGGAGGGACAAUCAAACGCCAGCAGAAGCUCAGUGAACUCCUCAGAUAAUGACUGCCAUGGCGUCAAAAGUCUGCUUGAGGGUGACAACCACUCUCUCCCAAAGAUUGUGGAGGUAUUUACCUCUUUAUUUCAACUUAACCUCCUCCCAAAGGUGCCUCUCCGUGUGGACGAGGGCUGGAUCCACGGGGACUGCGGCAUCUGGUCCACCGGGGUCUUCCUGGUGGGGGGGAAGCUGUACGGGCUGGAGGAGGCUGCCCAGCUCGCACAGGAAACAAAAUGUUCAGCGUGCCAACAAACAGGUGCAAUUAUGGGAUGUUUCCAGAAGGGCUGUCAUAGAAGUUAUCACUACUCAUGUGCCAUUCAAUCAGGCUGUGUCUUAAACGAGGAUAACUUCUCUACUAGAUGUCCAGAGCACAAAGUAAGUUCCAGCCUUGUUAUUCAGAGCUUUAAAUGUGUUGUUGGUCCAACGUGUGAGGAGCUGCAUGACCUCUGGGGGUCACUGGUGUUUUAUUUUCAAAUACCUAGUGUAUAGUUAUUUGAGAGGUAUAGAUUGUAUAUGCAAAUAUGUGGGUGAAAGAUUGAGACAUUUUACAUAUAGAAACAAAUGGAAAACACGGGCAGAUUUACUAACAAGGAAAAUUGUUUGUUGGAAAAUAUA